CUACUCACAGUUCUGCAGCCAGGACGAGGCGAUAAGAAGCAGCUCGGUCCCUUUUUUCACUUGCGGCACCAAAGCGGAAGCACUUCAUUGGUCCGCGAGGUCAAGAUCAACGUUAGCUAAACAGCAAGAUGGCUCACAGGCUGCUAGUACGUAGAAUUUGGACACUCUCUGUGAGAGAGAGCCGCUGCCUCCCAGCAUCCACCGCUACCAUCCCUUCAUCGUCUUUUUCCACCUCACUGCAGUCCGCCACAACCCGGGUCUCCUUCCUCUCUCCCUCACGCACUCUGCCUCGCUCCCUUCCUCACACCUCCUGCCGGGCGGUCUCCUUCAAUGUCCAGGACCAUGAGGAUUUCACAGAGAGGGUCAUCAACAGCAAACUGCCCGUGCUAGUUGACUUCCAUGCACAGUGGUGUGGUCCCUGUAAAAUCCUGGGGCCAAGGUUGGAGAAGGCUGUUGCGAAACAGAAAGGCCGUGUUGCCAUGGCAAAAGUUGACAUUGAUGAUCACACAGACCUGGCUAUUGAAUAUGGGGUGUCUGCUGUUCCGACAGUAAUCGCCAUGCGGGGGGGUGACGUCGUUGACCAUUUUGUGGGUAUCAAAGAUGAUGAUGAGCUGGACUCAUUUGUCAGCAAAAUCAUUGGACAAUAAACCAACUGUUCCUGCUCUGACGUUCACCACCAAUCUGGUGCUGUUUAGUAUGAUUCUGGCAUGGUCGGCAGCCCUUAGCCGCCAUUUUGAGCCUGUUUAGCAACCGCCAACAAAUACAUAAAACCCGGUUGGCAAGCUCUCAAAUGCUCACACCCAUCCCUAGACACACUGCUUCAGCUGUGCAUUACUGCUUAUGUCUCUCUGUCUGUCCCUCUUGUUUUUUUGUCCAGUGCUGGGUGUGUGCCUCCAUUAAGCUUUUAGUUCCUGCUGUGCUCCAUUUUGCAGCAGUUCCAUUUCUCUUAAAUAAUGUGACAGCUCCGCAGCUCUAUUCAUACCACUGGAGCUGCUGAGCUGGUGUUUACCAGUUUGCUGUAAAAGUCUGUAGAAUGGGGAAAGUACACUGCAGUUAUGCACUUAUACUUUAUGACAUGAGGGAAGAACUUUUACAGUUUAAUGGUCUAGAAGAUUUAACUUUAAACCUGACGAUACUGAAUGAGGUUUGUGACAGUGUUACCUGUAGUUCCUGCUUUUGUCCACAAGAGGGUGGCAUUUCUUUAACCUCACAGAGCCACACUUGGUCAUUUUACACCAAUAUGCCUAAUAAUUGUGAGAAUGGUAGAGGUGUUUGCUUGUGUGUUUGUGUGUGUGUGUGUGUGUGUGUGUGUGUGUUGUUGGGUCCUGACUGUGAAACUUAAGUGAAGCAGGAAUCGCAAAAUAUGAGUUUGAUUUAGUUUAUUACUAAAAUGAACUCUAUGUACCAGAAUCAUGACCAAGUGAUGUAAUAAAAGAGUCAAAAGAU
Lates calcarifer (barramundi perch) is the source of this 1446-nucleotide messenger RNA. It is a transcript of the gene txn2, whose product is annotated as thioredoxin 2. Gene Ontology annotation, cellular component: mitochondrion. Gene Ontology annotation, biological process: cell redox homeostasis. NCBI's taxonomy places the organism in Eukaryota, Metazoa, Chordata, Actinopteri, Centropomidae. The record is from RefSeq and is a predicted model, not a curated record. The transcript is spliced from 4 exons. Gene Ontology annotation, molecular function: protein-disulfide reductase activity. The coding region runs from base 129 to 647 and encodes 172 amino acids.